Molecule: messenger RNA, 2831 nt
Organism: Phyllostomus discolor (pale spear-nosed bat)
Lineage: Eukaryota; Metazoa; Chordata; Mammalia; Chiroptera; Phyllostomidae
Gene: P2RY13
Product: purinergic receptor P2Y13
Exons: 2
Coding region: 116-1114 (332 amino acids)
Biological process (GO): negative regulation of adenylate cyclase activity; G protein-coupled receptor signaling pathway
Cellular component (GO): membrane
Molecular function (GO): G protein-coupled purinergic nucleotide receptor activity
Source: RefSeq, a predicted model, not a curated record
UAUAAGAAAGCAGAAGGACAUCUGCUUCACAUGUUCAUCGUGGGCUGCUCUAAUGACUGCCUCUGUGAGAAGACACUGAGCUGAGUAUCCUCCCAAACAAGUGAGACUGGGAAUCAUGAACGCCACGGAGACGAAGGGUUUCAAUGGGUCUGAGCGGUGCCCCAGAGACACGCGGAUCACCCAGCUGGUGUUCCCAGCCGCCUACACCCUCGUUUUCCUCGCCGGCAUCCUGCUGAACACUAUGGCCCUGUGGGUGUUCAUUCACAUUCCCAGCUCCUCCACCUUCAUCGUCUACCUCAAAAACACUUUGGUGGCUGACUUGAUCAUGACACUCAUGCUUCCGUUUAAAAUCCUCUCCGACUCCCGCCUUGGACCCUGGCAGCUCAGAGCCUUUGUGUGCCGUUUCUCCUCCGUCAUCUUUUACGAGACCAUGUAUGUGGGCAUCAUUCUGCUGGGCCUCAUAGCCUUCGACAGAUUCCUCAAGAUCAUCAGACCUUUUGGAAAAUAUUUUGUACAGAAACCUGCUUUUGCAAAAACGGUCUCAACCCUUGUCUGGUUGCUUUUGUUCCUCAUCUCUCUUCCAAACAUGAUCUUAAGCAACAAGGAAGCAACACCGUCAUCUGUAAAAAAGUGUGCCUCCUUAAAGGGCCCUCUGGGGCUGAAAUGGCAUCAAGGGGUGAAUUAUAUAUCACAGUUCAUUUUCUGGACUGUUUUUGCCCUAAUGCUUCUGUUUUACGUGGUGAUUGCAAAGAAAGUAUAUGAGUCUUACAGAAAGUCGAAAAGUAAAGACAGCAAAAACAACAAAAAGCUGGAAGGUAAAGUAUUUAUUGUCGUGGCUGUCUUCUUUCUGUGUUUUGCUCCAUUUCAUUUUGCCAGAGUUCCAUAUACUCACAGUCAAACCAACAGUAAGACUGACUGUAGGCUACAAAAUCAACUGUUUAUAGCUAAAGAAACAACUCUCUUCUUGGCAGCAACUAACAUUUGUAUGGAUCCCUUAAUAUACAUAUUUUUAUGUAAAAAAUUCACAAGGCUAUUACGUAUGAGAGGAAGGAAGACUGCGGCAUCAACCCAGGACAACCACAGUAGUCAGACAGACAAUUUAACCCUAAGCUGAUAACUUCAUUGUGGUUCACUUCCAGUUUUGGACUAGAUUUCAAAAAAACAUUUAUUUGGAAAUUGCAUUUAAGCAGUAAAAGGGGAUUAAAAUAAAUGCUUUCUUACACUUUAUCAUCCUGAUGUAUGGAAAGGAUUAUUUAAACUUUCAAUUUCACAUAGAUCUAUUCAUAAACAGAAUGAAGCAUCAUUAAAGAACACAACAGAAUGUAAAUGGGCAUUACAGAUCAUCUUUUCAAGGACAUUCACUUAUAUUUUAGAAAAGAUUUAUUGUGGAUAAAUAUAUAGUCCUUAAACACCCCCCCUCCAAAAUACCUUCUCACAUUCUUUUACACACAUAAUCCAAACAAUAUUACCUAUUUUGUAUUCGGAAUUGUUGAUGCUUGCUGAUUAAAAAAAAAAAACAACAAAAAACCUUGAAAGUCCUUUGGUGAAACCUGAAAGCUCAGUGCUGAAAGACAGACUACUUGCAAAGUGCCUGGGGAGCCACAGGUGGUUCAAGAGAGCUCUGAAAACCCAGAUGAAGGAGAAUCCCCUUAAAAUUACAAAGAGCCUCUUCCACGCGAGCCCAGUGUACCAUAGGAGACACAAGCACUAUUACUAAGCCACAUAAAAUACUGUACUAUCAUAAUUUGCAUACAUGCCAAAUGUGUACAAUUCAAGGGUAAGAAUACUGUAUUAUUCUUCUUUAGAAUUCUCACUAUGCCCAGCAAAUACUCUGAUGGUGGUUGAAUAUGCCACCCACUCGGCAAAGCCUUCCUGGACCACACCCUCUUUUCCUACCUUCCACCACUGGUUAAAAUACUUACUUCUCCCACUGUUAGGGUAUGUGUUAGGGCCCUUACUGCAGAUUUCCCUUUAAAACUAGUUUGCUAUAUUCUUGACUGCAAAGGUGGUUAGGAAUUUCUAAGGAAAAACCACCUGUUUUGAAGACAAAAAACAUGUCUUUUUUUCUUGGUAAAUCCCACAAUACUCCCCACAGAUCUUGGGUUACAAAUGUUUUAAAUAGAAUAUGUCAAUACUCUGCUAUUCUUGCUACAUAUAUAAGAAGGGACUGCUGACCCACAACCAGCAACAUCUAUUCUGGUAUAUUUUUCAAAGGAUGGAGCCCUACUUGUACUUAUUAACCUCCAUAUUUUUCCCUGAGUACCUUUUGUAGUUCAAAAAAACUACACUCACUUUGGUAUUGUGGAUGCUGGCUUACAACUUUUAGAGAAAAUGCCCCAAAGUAGUGCUCUCUAAAUGUGCGUCUAGCUCCAACAUUAUCAUCGGAAGGUGAAUCUCAGGUCUCUUUCUAUGCCCUCAAGGCCCCCCAUGGCCCUGGAACCUGCCUACCUUUCUGGCCUUAUCUAACUGUUCUUCCAUGCCUGGAACUUCACGCUUGUCUAUGAACUUGUAACUGUAGGAACAGGCCACGCUCCUCUUUGUCCCUGUGCCACCACACAGGUAAAUUUACUUCCAACUCACCAAGAAAACUUCACCCAUCCAUGAAACCCUAGGCUGCCAUCACCUAGUCCAAGAAAUCCCAUCUGGUCAACCUCCUACCACCAUCUCCAACCCAAUCAGUCCCUCGUCUGUAAAGCCUCAAUUACUGUGCUUAUCACACUACCUUGUAAUUACUUGUUUGCACAUGUACCUACUCUUUUAACAACCUACGUAUACUUCUGAGGGCAGAGAUUGUGCCUCCUUGUGCAAUCAAUAAAUAUUUAAUAAAUAAA